AUGGAAGACAAGUUUGCUAACCUUAGUCUCCAUGAGAAAACUGGUAAGUCAUCCAUCCAAAUAAACGAACAAACAGGCUCGGACAAUGGCUCUGCUGUCAAGAGAACAGCUUCGACAUCCUCACACUAUAACAACAUUAACGCUGAUCUUCAUGCUCGUGUAAAAGCUUUUCAGGAACAACGUGCAUUGAAAAGAUCUGCCAGUGUGGGAAGUAAUAAAAGCGAACAAGACAAAGGUACUUCGCAAUCACCUAAACAUAUUCAGCAGAUUGUUAAUAAGCCAUUGCCGCCUCUCCCAGUAGCAGGAAGUUCGAAAGUUUCACAAAGAAUGAGUAGCCAAGUCGUUCAAGCCUCCUCUAAGAACACUCUUAAGAACAUUGGGAGCGGCCAAGAAACACAAAACGUUACUGACAUAAAUAUUAACAUUGAUACAACUAAAAUUACCACCACAACAGUUGGUGCGGCUACUGACGCACCUGCCAUCGGCGUUACGCCGUCAGUUCCUAAUACUGCAUCAGCAGCACAUAAGGCGCAAUUAUUGAAUCCUAAUAGGAGGGCACCGAGGAGGCCACUAUCUACUCAGCACCCAACAAGACCAAACGUUGCUCCGCAUAAAGCCCCUGCUAUAAUCAAUACUCCCAAACAAAGUUUAAGUGCCCGUCGAGGCCUGAAAUUACCACCAGGCGGGAUGUCAUUGAAAAUGCCUACUAAAACAGCUCAGCAGCCGCAACAGUUUGCCCCAAGCCCCUCAAACAAGAAACACAUAGAAACCGUAUCCAGCAGCAAAGUUGCGGAAGGGAAAAGGUCGAAUCCGGGUUCUUUGAUAAAUGGUGUGCAAAGCACAUCCACCUCAUCAAGUACCGAAGGCCCACAUGACACUAUAGGAACUACACCCAGAACUGGAAAUAGCAACAACUCUUCGAAUUCGGGUAGUAGUGGUGGUGGUGGUCUUUUCGCGAAUUUUUCGAAAUACGUGGAUAUCAAAUCCGGCUCUUUGAAUUUUGCAGGCAAACUAUCGCUGUCCUCUAAAGGAAUUGAUUUCAGUAAUGGUUCCAGUUCGAGAAUCACACUGGACGAGCUAGAAUUUUUGGAUGAACUCGGUCAUGGCAACUAUGGUAACGUCUCAAAAGUACUGCAUAAGCCCACGAAUGUUAUUAUGGCCACGAAGGAAGUCCGUUUGGAACUAGACGAGGCUAAAUUUAGACAGAUUCUAAUGGAGUUAGAAGUUUUGCAUAAAUGUAACUCUCCGUAUAUUGUGGAUUUUUAUGGUGCUUUCUUUAUUGAGGGUGCCGUCUACAUGUGUAUGGAAUACAUGGAUGGUGGUUCCUUGGAUAAGAUAUACGACGAAUCGUCUGAAAUCGGCGGUAUCGAUGAACCGCAACUAGCGUUCAUUGCCAAUGCUGUCAUUCAUGGAUUGAAAGAACUUAAAGAGCAGCAUAAUAUUAUACACAGAGAUGUCAAACCAACAAAUAUACUAUGUUCAGCCAACCAAGGUACCGUAAAACUGUGUGAUUUUGGUGUUUCUGGUAAUUUGGUAGCAUCUUUAGCCAAAACAAAUAUUGGCUGUCAGUCAUACAUGGCACCUGAACGAAUCAAAUCCUUGAAUCCAGAUAGAGCCACCUAUACUGUACAAUCGGAUAUCUGGUCUUUAGGUUUAAGUAUUCUGGAAAUGGCACUAGGUAGAUAUCCGUAUCCGCCAGAAACAUACGACAACAUUUUCUCUCAAUUGAGUGCCAUCGUUGACGGGCCACCACCAAGACUACCAUCAGAUAAGUUCAGCUCCGACGCACAAGAUUUUGUUUCUUUAUGUCUACAAAAGAUUCCGGAAAGGAGACCCACAUAUGCAGCUUUAACAGAGCAUCCUUGGCUGGUAAAAUACAGGAACCAAGAUGUCCAGAUGAGUAAGUAUAUCACAGAACGAUUAGAGAGACGCAACAAAAUCCUACGGGAACGUGGUGAAAAUGGUUUAUCUAAAAAUGUACCGGCAUUGCAUAUGGGUGGUUUAUAG
Molecule: messenger RNA, 2007 nt
Organism: Saccharomyces paradoxus
Lineage: Eukaryota; Fungi; Ascomycota; Saccharomycetes; Saccharomycetales; Saccharomycetaceae
Gene: PBS2
Product: mitogen-activated protein kinase kinase PBS2
Exons: 1
Coding region: 1-2007 (668 amino acids)
Biological process (GO): protein phosphorylation; cellular hyperosmotic response; MAPK cascade
Molecular function (GO): ATP binding; MAP kinase kinase activity
Source: RefSeq, a predicted model, not a curated record